GUCGAUGUGUUUCGAAGAAGCGCGCAGUUGGACGUCGCGCGUCACGCUCUGCGCAUUGUUUUGACACACCUGUGACUCUUCUCUAAAAUUCUGCGCUUCUCUACCAUUCUUCAGGCUCUGCUGUCUCGCACUGGUACUGGCGCACGAUGACGCUGUUACCACCGACGGCUGAGCAACAGAAACGCAUCGACGAGGAAGUUCCGCCUAAUCCUGAGAUGAGGAGACGCGACGUCGCGGCGAUACGCGAGUGGCUCUCGAAACAGCCUCAUCUACCUAAUCACAUGGAUGACGCGAGACUCGAGAGGUUCCUGUUUGGAUGCAAGAACAGCAUCGAGAGAUGCAAAUUAAUUUUGGAACGAUACUUCAGCGUGCGUACAGCCAUACCAGAAUUCUUCUCUCUGCGUGACCCAUUCUCACGGGACAUUCAAGAAUGCUGCGAAGCCAUACACUAUUUCGUUCUGCCAUCCUUGACGGAGGACGGACACCGCGUAACAGUCCUACGCCUGCGAAACACCUCCAUAGAGAAUUUCUCCAUUCAAUCGAUUUCCAAACGCAUCCUUAUGGUCCUGGACGCCCGGUUGAUGGAGGAACGUUGCCUCUCCAACAUCAUGGUCAUCGAUCUCGAGGGUUUCAGCGUAGUCCAUUUUACGAAGUGCAGCCCAACGCAGAGCGUCGUGAGAAAAUCGAUGAUGACGGUGCAGGACAGCAUGCCCCUGCGACUGCACAGAGUCCAUUUUCUUCACGCGCCGGCGUUCAUCGAGAGCAUCCUGAAUAUAUUCUAUCCCCUUCUUAAAGACAAACUCGUCGAAAAGUUUCGUGUGCACACUGGUGGCGGAGAGGAGUUAUAUUCCUAUAUGGACAAGGAUAUGCUUCCGAAGGAAUGGGGAGGCAAAGCGGGCAGCUUCGACGAGUUGAAUGACGCGUGGAAGAAGAAGAUCGAAAAGAACAGAGACUGGUACCUACGAGAAGAGAAACUCAGUCGAACGGACGAAAGCGCUAGACUACCGGAAUCUAAAUCCAGACUGCUGGUGGAAUUAGAAGGAAUGCAGGGCUCCUUUAGAAAACUCAACAUCGAUUAGUAGAUUCGUCUACGUAACGAAUUUCCUUUUUUGUUUUUCUUUUAUCUAAUAGCGUAUCGAAUAAGCGCGCGCCUUUACCGUUUCCGUAUCGUUUCCGAUGUUAUCGAUUCAGGCUAGAGUAGACUAUCAACGCUACCAGCGGUGAGAAUUGAAACUAAGUAUGUUUAAACUUCCGAUUUUUCGCGGGAACCGGCUACGCUUCGUUACUUUCCCUCUUUAUACGUCGAAAGAUAAACGUACUUCUAAGAAUAUAAAGAAAAG
Messenger RNA from Hylaeus anthracinus, 1340 nucleotides. Its product is annotated as alpha-tocopherol transfer protein-like. The record is from RefSeq and is a predicted model, not a curated record. Gene Ontology annotation, cellular component: membrane. Gene Ontology annotation, molecular function: phosphatidylinositol bisphosphate binding. The transcript is spliced from 7 exons. NCBI's taxonomy places the organism in Eukaryota, Metazoa, Arthropoda, Insecta, Hymenoptera, Colletidae. The coding region runs from base 147 to 1079 and encodes 310 amino acids.